UUUGUCAUUGAAGCAUUUCUUCAUUUUCUCUCUUGCAUCAUUUGAAAAUGUAAGAUCAGCAGAAGCUUGUUGAUUUUCGUGAUGUUACAGGAGACUGAUAAGUGAGCAAAAACUAACUUAGGUUGGGGGAGGAUGCACACUUAACCAGAUAAAUAUCACAGUCCUGUCGUGUUUUAGAUCAACUAAAAAGAGUGUUUUCAGACAUUUUCAGUGAACCGAUGAAGAAAAUGUUUCUCAAAUUAGUUUUGUUCUGUUUGUGUUUCUGGCGUCUGACUGGUGUGUUUGGAGAUGAAGAGGAGUAUGUGACAGUGCUGGAGGGAGAUUCAGUCACUCUAGACUCUGAUCUUACUGAAAUGAAGGAUGUUGAUGUGAUUCAGUGGAGAUUUGGAAAUGAAAACACUUUAAUAGCUGAAAUCAAUGUAACAGCCGACAGAAUCACUGUAUAUGAUGAUGUUCUUGAUGGGAGAUUCAGAGACAGACUGAAGCUGGACAAUCAAACUGGAUCUCUGACCAUCACAGACAUCACAACUGAACAUGCUGGAGAUUAUAUACUAGAGAUCAACCGUGUGAGAAAGAGAAAGGUCAAUGUCCAUAUCUAUGUUUUUAUGUCAGUGUCAGUGAGGGAGGGAUCUUAUACCACUCUAAAAUCUGAUUUUACUGAAAUGAAGGAUGUUGAUGUGAUUCAGUGGAGGUUUGGAAACACUUUAAUAGCUGAAAUCAAUGUAACGGUCGACAGAAUCACUGUAUAUGAUGAUGUUCUUGAUGGGAGAUUCAGAGACAGACUGAAGCUGGACAAACAAACUGGAUCUCUGACCAUCAGAAACUUCAGAACUGAACAUGCUGGAGAUUAUGAACUAGAGGUCAACAGUGUGAGCAUGAGAAAGUUCAGUGUCAGUAUCUUUGGAUCAGUGAAGUCAGUGACAGUGAAGGAGGGAGAUUCAGUCACUCUAGACUCUGAUUUUACUGAAAUAAUGGAGGAUUAUGAUGUGAUUCAGUGGAGGUUUGGACCUGAAGACACUUUAAUAGCUGAAAUCGAUAAACAGGACGACAGAAUCACUGUGUAUGAUGAUGAUCUUGAUGGGAGAUUCAGAGACAGACUGAAGCUGGAGAAACAAACUGGAUCUUUGACUAUCACAAACACCACAACUAAACAUGCUGGACUUUAUGAACGAAAGAUAAACAACUUUUGGACCACUGAUUUCUGUCUCGCUGUCUUUGAUGAAAUGUCAGUGAAGGAGGGAGAUUCAGUCACUCUAAACUCUGAUCUUACUGAAAUGAAGGAUGAUGAUUGGAUUCAGUGGAGGUUUGGAAACACUUUAAUGGCUGAAAUCAAUAAACAGGAUGACAGAAUCACGGUAUAUGAUGAUGUUCUUGAUGGGAGAUUCAGAGACAGACUGAAUCUGGACAAUCAAACUGGAUCUCUGACCAUCACAAACAUCACAACUGAACAUGAUGGAGAUUAUAAACUACUGAUGUGGAUUUCACAGAGAUACUCAUUAAAAGCAUUCAGUGUCGCUCAUCUGCCAGUUCCUGUCAUCAGUAGAGACUUUUCUUCAUCAUCAUCAUUAUCAUGUUCAUUGGUGUGUUCUGCUGUGAAUUCUCUCUCUUCCUCUGGAGGUGGAAUAUCAGGAUGAAAACUCCUACAGCUGUGUGAUCAACAAUCCCUUCAUCAACCAGACUCAACAUCUCAACAUCACUCAACUCUGUCACACAUGUUCAGACUCUGUCCACUGUUGUGGUCCUACUGAAGUUGUGAUCCGAUUGGUCCUCUCUGCUCUGGUGGGCGUGGCUACUGUCAUUCUUCUGGUUUAUGAAAUCAGAUCCAGAAGAGCUGAACAACAUCAAGCACAUAUUCACACAUCAGAAACCUAAUGUGUCAUUUCUCAUAUUACUAUUUUUUUGUCAUUUAUUAAUCUUCAUUUAUUUGUAAUGGCUUUACAUGCUGGUGUUUACUGUAUGAUUAUUUUAGCUGGCU
Molecule: messenger RNA, 1975 nt
Organism: Megalobrama amblycephala (Wuchang bream)
Lineage: Eukaryota; Metazoa; Chordata; Actinopteri; Cypriniformes; Xenocyprididae
Exons: 9
Coding region: 219-1634 (471 amino acids)
Source: RefSeq, a predicted model, not a curated record